AUGAUUUUUAAAAACGAUUUUUCAUUAUUAUUGUUUUCAUUUUUUACCGAGUUGAGUGUGUUGACUUCAGCUAGAACAACUGUUUUGAACCCAGACAAUUUAAAUGCAUUGGAUUCCAAUAGAGGAACAGGUGAGCCGGAAAGAAUAUUGAAGCAUGGUAAUGGUCUGUCUUGGCAUAGAGUUUUCUCGUCGUCAUUGGGCGAUGGAUUGGAUUAUUGUAGCACUUCGGCUAAGUGUAUUCCUCUUAACUACACCACUUGUAUGGGAACCAAGUUGCCUUAUAGCCAUACAACCUUGGAUUUAGUUGAUGGUCUUUCAUCACAAGAGCAGGCCCAGGAAAUACUGAGAGAUUGGAGGAGACUUAUUCAUAUUCCAAGAUGCUGGGCCGUCAUACAACCUUUUCUGUGUGCUUUAUACAUGCCACGAUGUGAAGAUGACAAAGUUUAUUUACCUUCUCAGGAAAUGUGUAGGAUAGUUAUGGGACCGUGCAGAAUUCUCACUACAUACGAACCCUGGCCUCCUUGGUUUCAGUGCGAUAACACUACCAGAUUUCCUCCUCGUUGUAAAAAUGAUGUUCGUGAAUUGAAAUUUAACACGACCGGUCGCUGCUUGGAACCUCUCGUCCAAACAGAUGUAUCAUCUUAUUAUUAUCCAGGUAUUGAUGGAUGUGGGAUACAGUGUGACAAUCCCAUGUUUCCUCCGACACAGCGGGAUCAGAUCCACAAAAUGGUGGGAUGGGUCGCAUCCAUUUGUUCGUUAUUAAAUAUUUUUGCAGUAUUCACUUUUAUUAUUGACUGGCGCCAUUCGAAUAAGUACCCUGCUCUUGUCAUAUUCUAUAUCAAUCUCUGCUUUUUUGUUGUCUGCAUGGGAUGGCUUGUUCAGUUCCUUCCUGGAGGCAGAGAGGAUGUCGUGUGUAGGAAGGAUGGGACCUUGAGAACUGGAGAGCCUAGCGCUGGAGAAAAUUUGUCUUGCGUAGUUGUCUUUGUUAUGGUGUAUUACUUUCUGAUGGCGGCAACUGCGUGGUUUGUAAUUCUUACUUAUGCUUGGCACAUCAGCUUGCAAGCGCUAGGUAGACAUAGACUAGGAAAAAUCCAGGAGUGCAUGGAAAAAAAAGGUGCUUAUUUCCACCUGAUAGCGUGGUCUGCUCCACUUGUCCUUACGAUAACUACAAUGGCGUUGGGUGAAAUUGACGGUGACUCUAUAACAGGGAUCUGUUUUGUCGGAUAUACUAACAGGUUCUAUCGAGUGGUCUUUCUUCUUGGUCCAGUAUUUACAGCAUUACUCAUUGGAGCAUAUUUUAUGUCGAAAGGUUUGAUGACUCUCAUUCGCCUGAAAGUUGAUUCGGAAGAAAUAAUAUCAGAAAGAGCGAGCGCUAAAAUCAGAGAAACCAUCUUGAGAAUGGGCAUUUUUUCUGGACUUCUUUUAACGUUCGGAUUCAUCACUUUCAUAUGCCACUAUUACGAAGGCAGGAAUUCAGAUUUAUGGGAUCAGAGCUUUAAAGCCUAUAUUUUGUGUAAAUUGGGCGUUGGAGAAAGUGAAUGCAGAAUGGAAUCUCGCCCUAGCCUGGCCAUGUUGCAGAUUCACAUCCUGGCCCUGUUCCUAUCGGGGGGCCUCAUGUCCACUUGGGUCUGGACGCAGACUACCUUCGAGUCCUGGCAGAGGUUCAUUCGGAGGCGAUUCAGUAAGGAAACAGAUAACAGGAAUGGAAACCACACAAAAUUGAGAAAACAUAAAGUGAUAGCGCAGGCUUAUGCGAAACGGAAGGGAUUUCCCAAAUCAGGAAGGCUUUCAAUAAGCCUCGAAAGCACUCAUCAAGAUCCUGUCGGCUUGAAGUUUGAGUUGAACAGCGAAGGCUCUGGGUCGGUGAGGUCGAGCUGGGCGGCCGCCCUCCCCAAGCUGGUGCAGAGGAGGGGCGCACUGGUCGCUGCGACUAACUCGAAUUCCUCGCAUCGCAGGAAUUCUAUGGAUUCUGAAAUCAGUUACAGUGUCAGGAGGGUCUCUGUUGAGUCGAGAAGACAUUCAGUGGAUUCAGCCGUCUCUGUCAAAGUUUCAGAAGUGACACAGACUCUUGUUAAAAAAGUAAAAACUCCUUUCCACAAGAAGAAUCACAGGAGUCGAAGAAGGAGCCAUCGAAGGCAACGGAGGCACAGCAAGCAACACGGCAGUCAGUCAAGCAAUGAUAAAGACAUGGCUCUCCAGAAUAUCAGCAAGCUGGUUAUGGACAUGCCAAAGACGUACCUCCCAGACCUCGGGCGCAGAAGAGCAGCCAACGUCGGGCUGGACGGCGACCCGAUGGCUCUCCUCGCCAAUCAGCUGUUCACGAACAACAGCGGAACCUCCUCCAGCGGGAGCAGCUCGGUGACCAGCCCGACCGCCUCCCCCAAGGACCAUGGCCUCGACAUCCUGAAGGAUAUCGAUCAGGUUCAGGACCAGGAAGAAGCACCAACGGUAACUGCCUGA
Nezara viridula (southern green stink bug) is the source of this 2460-nucleotide messenger RNA. The record is from the annotation of a GenBank genome assembly. Lineage: Eukaryota; Metazoa; Arthropoda; Insecta; Hemiptera; Pentatomidae.